Messenger RNA from Triticum urartu, 1619 nucleotides. RefSeq lists its product as uncharacterized. Lineage: Eukaryota; Viridiplantae; Streptophyta; Magnoliopsida; Poales; Poaceae. The record is from RefSeq and is a predicted model, not a curated record.
AAACGUCUUAGAUGCUAGUAUAUAAAUUCACAGCUACAUCGUGACAAAAUUUCAGUUCCCAACCUCUGCUUGUGGAAACAAAGAAAGAGACAUUUGUGCUUGCCUUUUUAGCACCAGCAUAUUUUUACUUUUUUUAGUGUAUAAAUCAGACCCUUUUCGCACCAGUACAAUAUUCUUCUUAAUACAGACAUUUCAAGGUUACAUAUUUUUAGCGCACAAUCUUUUUCAUAUAGAAUAAAAUAGGUGGCCCUGUUCACUUUCUCAUUCUUCGGCAACUAGUAGAAUGCAUCACUGUUCUCUAGUACGUCAGCAAAUUUGCAGCCGUGCAGUGAACCAACCAAUGGAAACGAGAGCUGGUUUGCUUUGACAUCUGAGACCCCACGGGGAAGCUUAGCUAGACAUCCAUCCAACUAUAAUAAACUAGUAGUAUCUCCUCUUGGUCCUUGCGUGAUAGAUUGGUUUAUGCCCCCCACCGCUUCUCUGUGACCACAAACAACUUCCUUUCCGCCAACCGCCAUUGCAAGUUGCUAUAAUUGGCUGUACUUACACGUGCUUCUGGUCUGGUCAUCAUCUACCUUAACAAGGCAAAAGGGGACGAGGAGGAGGAUUGGGGUGAGGAGACGGAGGAGGGGCUCACGGGGCAAGGAGGGGGAGGGGCUGAUCCGUCUGGCAUGGGCAUCGCCGGCCUCCCUUCCGACAUCCUGGUGGAGGUGACUGCCAGAAUCGCGGGGGAGUCGACGACGCCCCUGGACGACAUCGUCAGCCUCAGGCGAUCAUGCAAGGUGUUCCGCGACGCGACGGCGGCGAGGGAGGUGGGCCGGUGCAUGGCGGUGGACAGAGAGUGGCGUCUGCACUGGUGGGACAAGGAGAGGUUCCUCUCGGUGCUCGGGGAGUGCGCGGCCACCGGCAACCCCGAAGCGUCCUACAUCCUCGGCCUGGAGGAAAUCUGCAACCAUAGGGGAAAGGAGAGCGGGCUCCGGCACCUCCACCACGCCAUGAAGCACGGCCAUGCCGUUGCGGCCUACACCAUCGGCAUGAUUAUGCUGCGCGACGCUUACAAUAUCGAAGGCAUCGAGGAGGCAAUGGGAUAUCUGGAGGGAUGCUCUGCAGCAAGAACAAAGAGCAAGAUCAAGAUUGCUUCCGUACGCAGAGAGGCUGCUUCGGUCAUGAGAAGGCUGACGAUGCGCCGCUGGAGGACGGCCGAGCCUGCCGCUCCCUGCGCCGACCCGCGGUGCGGGGAGAUGGAGACGGCGGAGGCCUGGGACGAGGACGACGAACAGAGGAGGUUCUGCAGCCGGCUGUGCAGAUGGAAACAUGAAUACCGCAAAUUUGUGCAGUGGAUUUAACGAUUUGAUUCAUUAGUAGGCUGUCGGCCACUCUGCCGGCAGUAAAAGUUGUGAGACACAAUUUCAGAUUUAUCACUUUAUGCUUCUCCAAUUCUAGAUCUGCGAUCCCAAUUUUUCUCGUUCCUAUCGAAGCUGGCUUAGCACUUUGCCAUCCCCGGUGGUUAGGUAGUGAUAUUUUCUUGCGGGUCACUGGCUUGCGUGUAUCUUUUUGGGGCUGCGAUAUGCUUGUAUUUUGUGACAUCGGUGCUUUUAUUUCGGCCAUUUUUGUGAAUA